UCCGCACUGUUGAAGAACACGCCCAAAAUGGUAAAAGGUGCUCAUCUCUACGUCCUGCCUAUGGUCUUUAUGGUAUUUGUCACUGUAGCUAGUUGCCUUGGGGGGCAAAUUAAAAAAUUCACAUACAACAAUAAUGGAUACGGCUCGUACAGUUUCGAGUAUGAAACCUCAGAUGGCACCUACAGGAGAGAAGAAGGAGGCGUUGUUCCAGGGCCUGAUGGAGGGGCAUGGGUCGUCCGAGGGGAGUACGGCUACAUUGAUUCCAGAGGGAAGCCAUAUUCCAUGAAGUAUGUAGCCGAUGCCAAUGGAUACCAACCAAGAAUCAACGAUGACCACACGAGGUUCAACGAUAGAAGAAUAAUUUGAUGUUGUGAUAAUAAAAUAGUUGAAAUUGUA
Messenger RNA from Spodoptera litura, 396 nucleotides. RefSeq names its product larval cuticle protein 16/17. Lineage: Eukaryota; Metazoa; Arthropoda; Insecta; Lepidoptera; Noctuidae. Gene Ontology annotation, molecular function: structural constituent of chitin-based larval cuticle. Gene Ontology annotation, cellular component: chitin-based extracellular matrix. The record is from RefSeq and is a predicted model, not a curated record.